AUAAUAAUUUGCAAAGAAAAGUAUGUUUUGUUUGUUAUUUAUAUUUUUUAAUUAUAAUAAUUUUCGUUAUUAAAGCCUUUUGUAUUAUGUUUAUUUAAAUACAUUUUUUUUUACUGCAACAACAUCAUUAAUUUAUUUGUAUUUACUGUAACUUUUCUUAAAACAUGAAUGUAAGAGUAUACAUUUACCAAAACGUGAAGGCAAGAGUACACAUUUGCCGGAAAACAUACAUAUAUAUUAUAUUCAGUUCACGUAUACCUAACUUUUUGGCAAAUGUGCACAUUUACCGGUAAAAGUGUACAUUUCCCAAGAGUGUGCAUUUACCGUAACAUAAUAUAAUAUAUUAUACAAGAAUUGCUCGUUUAAAGAUAUCAAAGAUAUCAAUGCUUAAAAGAACGAAUAUGAAUGAACGAAAAAUGCUCUCGAGCUGCCAAUCGAAUGCACGCGAUUACACAUUCAAAAACAGGGGAUCGUCGGACGCGGACGUACGGAAUUGUGUUCGUGCCGACAUUAUAUAUUGCGUGUCGUGAAAUAACAACUAAAAUGGCUAACUUUGAACAUAAAGGAAAUCUGUCUGGCGCGAACUAUGGGCCUCCUCCACAAAAUCCGCCUCCUUACAACUAUCAGCCCCAGCAAGUUCCAUAUGCUAAUGUUCCUAUCGUCCCCGUCGUGGCUCCUCAACAAUUCGUGACGGUUGUGCAAGCGCGACCAAUGGGCCCUGAACCAUCAAGUUUAACCUGCCCCUCCUGUACCGCGGUCAUCGUAACUAGGGUUCAACACGAUGCUUCGAGCAAGACUCAUCUUUUUGCGUUAAUCCUUUGUUUGAUAGGAUGCUGGCCAUGUGCUUGCAUCCCUUACUGCAUGGAAAGCUGUCAAAAUGCUACUCAUUACUGUCCGAAUUGCAACGCCUACAUUGGAACCUAUACAAAUUGAUGAGUUUGUGAUAAAUGCAAAUAAAAAAAAAACAUUAUUUCAGUUGGGCGUACAUAUAUCUCUCUUCAACUGUUUAUUCUCUUAUGAACUUUAUAUUAAAUAUGUCACAGUAUAUCUUUCCCUAAUUUGAAAAAAAUCAUUAGAUAUUGUUGUCAGGAACAUUUUAUUUAUGUUUUGUUAUAUUUAUAAUAAACUAUUUUGCGACAAGUUUUCCAAUACUGGGAUGAGUUAUUAUAGCACAAAUAUGUAUAAAAAAAGACCUAUACGGUCAUAAUUAAAUUGUAAAGAUUUAA
This is a messenger RNA of Bombyx mori (domestic silkworm), 1226 nucleotides long. RefSeq names its product lipopolysaccharide-induced tumor necrosis factor-alpha factor homolog. Lineage: Eukaryota; Metazoa; Arthropoda; Insecta; Lepidoptera; Bombycidae. The transcript has 3 exons. The record is from RefSeq and is a predicted model, not a curated record. Gene Ontology annotation, molecular function: zinc ion binding. Bases 406 to 933 code for a protein of 175 amino acids.